UCUAGUUCGAUACGAUAAUUUUUUUAAAAUAACGAAUCCUUGAAUUUGACUAGCUUUUUAUGGAUAUUCAAGAGCAUCAGUGUUAUGUGGCUCCUCUGAGGCGUGUGUGCAACGACAUUGUAUAAAUAUUCUUUAUUAUUUUCGGAGAUACGCGGAAGAGGUCAAAAAGUUCAGCCCGCGAACAAUCUAGAGCUCGCAACGUAGCUUACCCUCCUUAGACUGCAUCACGUCACAUCAAGACUUAGCCUAACAGCUAUCUAUUUACAGGCAGCUACAUUGUCAACGACGAUUCAGGCUAACCUUUUACUUGCGAGAAGUUCGUAUGUUUCAGGCCUGCAGAAAAACCCAUGUAACCGAUGGGUGCCGAUAAGCUUUUAGGCUGCAUGAAGGGCAAACAGGUUUGCCAUCUCGUCAAGCUACAACAGAAUACCAAAUUGCAGCCGCCACGAACGCUUCAUGAUCCCUAACGAUGUAGUGCAACCGUAGCGCUAUGGAACGAGCUAAGUUGCCCCUCUCUUGUAAUAGAAGUCAAGCAACAGGGGGGGAGCAAUGCGAUUUUUUGGGGGCGCGCGCGUCACAAGGCAUAUAGUGACGGUACAAGAUGGCAAGUACACGGUGCAAGAUGGCAAAACUUGGCGUAUGUCGCAUGUCUAUGUGGCCGUCGCCUGGUUCCCGCUCUGGUGUCUGUCGACCAGUACUACCCUAUGGCAAGCAGACGACAGGGAUGUAUUGACCGGAUAUAGCAGCGGAAACACCAUACAACGGGCACGUGCUAGCUCUCGUUCUGAAUUGAUUCAUCUGACCUUAACGCCGAAUGCGUUUCUUCGCUCAAUGAUCCAUUCUUCGAGCUGGACAUUCCUUGAAGCGUCAUUCAAUGGACACGAAUCGUAUCGCUGCUUGCACGUGCCUGCUGAAUUUUUACCUACCUGUACUGUGUGUGCAAGCCUUUGACUUCGUGUUUAACGCCGUCCGACUGAAGCCGAUAAUUUUUAAUUAGAGAUGCGGAAGCAUCUUUCUACAGGGAGACAUCUUGGCGGUUGGCAUCUUCCUACGAAGUGUGUGUAGACACACCAAGCGGUCGAGUAUCGAUAACAGGAAACCGAGAGGGCUGCCUUUUAUCCCCGAGGUCUUGCAUUGGGUCUAAGGGUCUUGGGUCUCUCGAGACUGACGGAAUGUCAUUUCUCUUCACGGACCAGUAAGCGCUCGCGGUGCCUGAGGCGUUUGGUAGAGAAGCGAAGUAGCUCGAAACGAACUGUAAUACGCUGACGGCAGUAUGACCAAAAUUGAAAAUUUGGCCGCGGUUGAUCGUAUAUGGGCCAGUGGCUUGCGUCCGAGGACGAUAAGCAAUGUAGGAUAUGUACUUUGGAAACAAAUUAUGUGAGGUAAUAGGACGCUACACUGAAAUGCUUAGUACUUAUAUAUGAAGGCAUAUAUAAGUAUACGAAAUUUAACUUCUCUUCGAAAUGUAAACAGUAUUCUGCGAUUGUGUCCUUUUCCUCAGAGCUUUUAGCCAAGCCAGAAGAGCUACGCUUAACUUCAGACACGUCUUCAAUUAUGCCGUGCGGCGGACUAUACAGAUGGUUUCGAGUCGAACUUUCCUAAUAUUAGGUUAUCGCCAAAAUAUUAUGUCCAUAUCGUGUCAUAUAUGUGCACAUCAACAGUGCUUAGAUCUUUUAAUACAUUUUUCGUAUUAUAUUUGACAUAGCGUGUUCCCUUGUGGAUAGUACAGAAUUAAACUGCUGUACAAGGAAACAUUUCUGGGCAUGGGUCUGUGAUGAUGAAUAAUUUGAUGUGUGUACCAAAAAUGUCCGUUAUGGCGUGUUAAUUUGGCAUAGUGCCUUUACCCGUAACCGUGUUUCAGUUACUACGAAGGAAAGUUAAGGACAAAGGUAUCAAACAAAACGACGAUACCUUCAAUUGCAAACGUUCUGCCUUUGAAGCUAAAUGGGCGAACGAAAUUCUGAGAAGCCGCUGAUCUAAAGUAGAAUCGUUUAGGAGUGACAGUUAAAAAAAAAAAAAAAAAAAAAAAAGAUAAAGGUAUGAUAAUUUUUCAACGUGGAUCUGUCGCUACCGUUGCAUUCCCUUUGUCAUUUGCUAAUGUACAUCAACUGAUCUAAUUAGGUGAGCUUGUAAUUAGCCGGAAUCAAAUUAUACAACGGUAUUACAAAAUUUUCCUCAGGGGGCCAAAAUCACGAUUUUGGGUAUUCUAGAAUAAA
This is a messenger RNA of Varroa destructor (honeybee mite), 2216 nucleotides long. RefSeq lists its product as uncharacterized. The record is from RefSeq and is a predicted model, not a curated record. Lineage: Eukaryota; Metazoa; Arthropoda; Arachnida; Mesostigmata; Varroidae.